AGUGUACCUCCGCUCGGCAUCUUGACUGGACCUGUUCGUUUUUUUAGUAAUCCGUUUUUAUUGUUGAAGAGAAUAAAAGGAUAACUUAUAACAUGACAGUACUAAAUUUGCGUCUUAAAGAGACGUUGGUACUCGUAGUUGUGAUAAUAUCAAUCGGUUCGUCAUAUGGCCACCCAAAAUGUAGGAUGCCGAAUGGCUACUCUGGAGAGUGUAGGUAUUUAGACAAUUGCAAGCCUCUGCUGGAUGUAAACGAUAAGAAAAUUAAAACAGAAGAGGAGCUCCUGUACCUUCGGGAAUCUUCUUGUGGGACCUCCAGCAAUUUUAAGUAUAAGGUCUGCUGCCCGCUGCAGUCGGAAUGGUCAAAAGCGCUAGACCUCAAGCCGGUCCUAUUUCCAGAAAUAAUCAAGUAUAUGUCCGAGCCAGGAGAUAACGGUUCUGAUAACAACUUGCAUCUCGCGUCUAGUUUAAAUUUGGAAUCGGAAAAAUGCGGCGUUCAUUCGUUAACUCCUAACAUGAUUCACGUUCCAGGUAUUCAGGCUAAACAGUACCCCUGGUUGGUGCUCCUUCAGUAUGAAAAUGGUUCCAUCCUCUGUGGCGGCAGCCUCAUCUCGCGCAGAUACGUCUUGACGGCCGGACACUGCGUAGAAACUUUGAACGGGCCACCGACCUUCACCCGUCUAUCGGAAUACAACACGACCACCUACACGGUGGACGUCGCACCGACGGAGAGCGGAUACGAAUACAUCAAAAACAUUAUAAUACCCAUCGAGUGGAGUAAGAGGCAUCCGGAAUUUAACUGGAACACCUACCAGAACGACAUCGGAUUGGUGAAGCUGGCACAUAAUGUGCAAUACUCAGAUUACAUACGACCAAUAUGCCUUCCAAGGACUGACUACUUACAACAAAUCAGCGCCGGAACACAUCUCUUAUCAGCGGGCUGGGGGAGCAAUGAUGUCAACUACAAUGACGUGAAGAAAGACGCUGUAUUGCCUUAUGUACCGAUGAAGAUAUGCAGGCAUUCUCUAUCCACAAUGACGCUCACCAACAAACAAAUAUGUGCCGGAGGUGAACCGAGUCAACAAACAUGUGUUGGUGAUUACGGAGGACCAUUGAUGUUUCAAACUGAUGAUUACUAUAUAGCCGUUGGUGUUCUCAGUUACCGUUUAGGAGGAUGUGGUGUAGAGAAUUUGCCUGGUGUGUACACCAACGUUUACGAGUAUUUGGACUGGAUCAACAGUAUGAUGGAAUAAAGAGAGAUCCGAUUUUAAUGAAUACCAUCAUAAUAAACUGGAUUGAACUAGGAAGAUCGAACUGUCUUAUAAAAAAUGUAGACCAUUGCGUCGGGCACUGCAGUCUUGACGAAUCAAAUUUACGACAUUGGCACUUAUCAUAUUAUGCUUUUAAUGAGCAAUUCUUGUAUAUAUAAUAUACGUGUAUUGUAGAUUUUCUACGUGGUAGAGCCAUGCUGCGGCUAUAAUAUGGUUGUAGCACGAAUAGGUCGGCUUGACCGGGGAAGGACCACGCUCUCACAGAAAACCAGCGUAAAAUAGCAGCUUAACGCUGCUGUGUUUCGUAUGGUGAGUGUAGAGAACCGGAGACCCUUUUUACUGGCAAAGAGGCAUUCCAUCUUAGUCCUCACGGGUGACAACGCAUCUGCAUCUUGAGUCUUUAUUGAGCAUAGAUGUAGAUGUCUAUGGGUCACAGUAACCACUUACCAUCAGGUGGACUGUGUGCUCGUUUGUCACCCGAUCCUAUAAAAAAAAAUGUGUAUUUCCCAGAAACGGCUCUAAAGAUUUUGGACGAAAUGGAUUUGUAUUUAGAUAAUAUUUCACUUUUAUCUAGAUAGGUUUCAUCCAAAGCAAAGCUUUGUCGCCUACGUGCUUAUGUAUAAUAUAACAUAUAUUUGUAUAGGUAUAUAAAAUAAAGUAAAACAGCACAGGGCCUAACCAUUUGCUCGUGGCACUGCGGGCCACGGGUUUAAAUACUGCACGGGAAGUGUUUGUAUGGCUACGUAGUACUAUUAUUUAUUCUGUGGUAUGGCAUGCAAAUAAUUCUUCCUUCUUCAACCCUUCUCAAAUAUAAAACUCGUUUACUUUUACCGUGUAGUGGCGGUGUAAGAAUAUCCGCUACCCCAUAUGGUUCGUGGGUGUCGUAAAAGGCCACAGAGGGAAUCAAAUCGUGAGAAGGGCAGCAGCGUCUUCCUAAUAACGUAUAAAAAUAAAAAAAAACUACGCUUGCAAACCCCUUGCCAAGCGUGGUAACUAUUGCAUACCCCCACUAUGGGGCAAUCAAUGGGGGAGACCUGUGCUCAGUAGUGGAUUAAAGUAGAUUGUAAUGGUAACGGUAACAAUACGCCGUCACGAUACGAGAGAAAACUUUAUAUUUAGACGUUUUUUUUUUUAUAUAAAGGGAAAAAGUAAAGUUAAGAAAACCACGCUGUGUAUUAUUUCUGCGGCCUAGAGUAAAGUGAUUAAUAACAUCAACGACCUUAAUAGGGGUUAAAGUCUGGUUGCUCGCUCGCUUAGUGUUGUGAAAUUAAAAGAAAGUAACAGAGUGCUCUGCUUUUUGAUUUUGAGUCUUCGAAGUCAACAAAAUUUUGUAAACACGGUCUUGAAUGUAUUAUCGGUGACUGUACAGUACAGUACAGUAGCGCAUAAACUAGUACAUACAAGUGUUUAUCUAAGUCGCAAAAAUGAAGCUGGAGUUCCACCAAGUGACAACGAUCGCAAGUAUACCUAAAUUAUAAUAAAUUUUAAAUGCACACCAAGUUUGGCAGGUUGUAAUGGUACCAAAUAAUAACAAUUUAAAUGAUGUUUAUGCAAAUAAAUCAUUAUAAUAUGCAAUACCGUGUAGUGACGGUGUAAGAAUAUCCACUACUAAGCGGCGACAGAGGGAAACAAAUCAGGAUAUGGGCAGCAGCGUCUUCCCAACAAUGACGAAAACUUGUUUGAAUUUUUUUAAUAUAAAACGGCAAUUUCAUAUUUUAACCUCAUUAGAUUUUUAAAGAGAUUGACUAGUCGCUCUCAGAGUAUAAUAUAACACAGGUUUAUUAAAAAAAUAUUUUAGGAGUGUAUAAAAAUAAUUUAAUCAUAAUACACGUUAAUUUAAUUUUUAAUUCUAUUUUAUAUUGACUUGACUUAUAUAUAAUUUUUUAGUUAAAUAUUAAGACAAUAGCGAGUCGACAAGUAGAUACAGAUGUCUCAGGACGGCGCUAUAUGGUCUAUGUUGAGCAGUAGACUUGAAGACUUAGAUUGAUGACGAAAAUGACUGAUUUUGGGCUUUUUAUUGAAUAACUAACGGUCCGCCCUGCCUUAGCACCGGUGAUUUCUGGAUCAGCUCUAGGGGUCCAAUUAUGAAUCUAAACCAUCAAGGGUUCCACUCAAACACACACACAAAAAAAAUCAUCAGAAUGGGUCGACCCAGUUUCGAGUUUCAGCGAGACUAACAGACAGCAAUUGUUUUUUUAUAUAUAGAAAUAUUAACUAUUCUUAACAUUAAAAUUUAUUAUUAGCGUUAAACAUAGCAAUAAAUCGUAAAAACGUAGGUUAAGCCUACCAAUGAAGCGUAAUAAAGUGCUAAGACUUGGAGCUAGUGGCUGAAAACGAUAUUCGAUUUAAAUGUAUACAAUAAAAUUUUAAAAUCUGUGUACGAUCAUUAGGCAUUAUUUGGCGCUCGCUUCAUCAUAAUAUACAUAUUAUGGAAUAACAACAAUAUUUCAUAGCAACGUUGAGUAGUAAGAUUUGCUAUAACAAAUUUUCCAGGCGCUUGAGCGAUAUUCAUUUUAAAAGAUAUAAAGAACAAACUCAUUAGUCGUUAAUCAUUUUUAUCGUAUAUUACAUAUAGUAUGUAACCUGCGUGUUUUAUUUGAAAAGUCAAUACAGAGCUUAACACUACGCUUAGUAAAAUGCUUAGAGUAAUUAAAUUACGCUAGUAAUUACUAUGAGGUAGAAUGUAAUUAAAACAUGUAGGUACAUUUUAUAAUAGGCUAUGCCAACAUAACUGCUAUUUUGUAUUUAAUUUUAACACUCAAGAAUCAUUUUAUUAUUAAUACGUGAACAUCGAAAAUUGAAGUAACUUUUUUUUAAAUAUUUAUAAUAAAAUAGCGUUCCGCCCCGAUUUCGCACGGUUGAUUUCUGGAUCUCGACAACAACUCCACCUACCGAGUCCAAUUGGGAAUCCAGACCAUUCUCUAAUCAACUUAAUCACACACAAAAUUCCAUCAAAAUCGGUCCAGCCGUUUAGGAGGAGUUCAGUCACAUACACACGGACGGAAGAAUUGUAUAAUAUAUACUAUGCAUUUAUUAUACAUAUAUACACCUUCCUCUUGAAUCAUUUUGUCUAUUUAUGAAAACCGUAUCAAAAUCCGUUGCGUAGUUUUAAAGAUCUAAGCGUACAUAGGUACUGCGGGAAGCGUCUGUACGUUUAGAUCUAGUUUUUUUUAGGGUUCCGUACCUCAAAACUAAAAAAAACUUGUAUAUCUACGGAUUUGUUCGGAACCCUCGAUGCGCGAGUCCGACUCUUGGCCGGUUUUUUAUAUUAUUAAUACGUGAACAUCAAAAAAUUAGGAAACUUUUUAUUUUUUAUUUAUAAUAAAUGCAGACAAAUAAAAUUUAUAUAAUUGGAAAGGUACUGUGCAAUAGACGUGCAUAAAAAAGAAAAACAUAUGUAUCAGUUGCAACUAAAAAUAAAGUAAACAUACUCGUAGAGGCAUGAUUUUUCCGAAACGCUUUAAUCAAUUCAAUGAAAGCAAUUUGUUUACGUUCUUAGAUGUAUGAUGUAAAAACCCUGUGCAUUCUCUGCAAAUAUUAAGCAUUGUUUAAACAUAUCUGGUUUUGACUCUCGUUCUCGAACAGCCACGGGAUUAUAUAGCGUAGUGGAUAUUCUUACCCCGCCACUACACGGUAUUGCAUAUUAUAAUGAUUUCUUUGCAUAGACAUCAUCGUACUCGUGCUAAUAAAUAAGUAAAAGCUACGUAAAAUAGUUGCGUAGAAGGUAGAAAUGCGAACGGACUGUUAUAUCCCUUUUUACAACGCAGUUAAAUUUUAGUAAGCAUUUAUUUAAUCCACGAUACUUUUCCUUGACGUCAGUCAGUAAAUGGAUUGUUUUUUUCUAUGUUAAUUUUAAUUCCAUUUUAAUAGGCAGCUAGAUUCAGAGCCCCGAGGAGAUCGGACAUGAUUCCGAGACGCAUUAGAGUUCGGGAAUCAGGGACAAUAUUAAUUUUAAUAAACCUUUAUGUUU
Messenger RNA from Parnassius mnemosyne (clouded apollo), 5238 nucleotides. Lineage: Eukaryota; Metazoa; Arthropoda; Insecta; Lepidoptera; Papilionidae. The record is from the annotation of a GenBank genome assembly.